This is a messenger RNA of Drosophila teissieri, 251 nucleotides long. RefSeq lists its product as uncharacterized. The record is from RefSeq and is a predicted model, not a curated record. Bases 41 to 166 code for a protein of 41 amino acids. Lineage: Eukaryota; Metazoa; Arthropoda; Insecta; Diptera; Drosophilidae. The transcript has a single exon.
UGCAGCAGCACAAUCCAAAGUAAGCCUCCCAGUAAUCAAGAUGCAACUGCUGCCAAUCCUUGUGCUCCUCGCUCUUGUCAUCUGUGUCGCCUGCAAGAACCACGAGGAGUGGGGAGGAUCCCGACCAAGUGACUAUGAUCCCAGGCCAUAUUCAAGGCCGUUCUAAGUCACCAGGAAACUCCACCAAUAAGAAAAAUCGAUACAAUCACAGAUAAAUCGUAAAAGUAAUAAACAAAACAUGAACUAGGGAA